AAUAAUAUUUUGUUAACAGACCGUGUGAUAUAUACAAAGCAUUGGGGCAAUGUUCAGCUGUGUUCGAUACGAGAAGUCAUAAUUUAGGACAAAAACUGUGACAGGAGUGUUAACGUAUCACGCACUCUUUUGUAAAGUUUAUAUAUUUAAACCUGUCAAUUUUAAACGUUUAACCAGGCGAAUAUGAAUUAUGACUAUGGUUCAUAGUCAUGUAAAACGCAUUCUCUGCAGGAAUCUUCCGUCGGACAGAAGUAAAAAAGCUUAACUAAGCAUAUAUGAUGUUUGGAAGAUUUAUGCAAGUCAUAUAAAACACAUUCUAUGUAGAACUUUUCAGUAGACCAUUAUAAGACAGACACAAAAAAUGGGAGUAAAAGAAAUAAUCAAAGAAACAAUAAUAAAUUGGAGUAAGGCGGUAGAGCUACAUAAUUCUGGGAAGUACUCGGAGGCGGCAGACUGUUAUUCUGAAAUAAAAGACGUUUCGGCAAGAAUGUGCUAUAACCAGGCUUGUGCUUACAUAAAACUCGGCAAUAUAGACAAUGCUAUCCAGAGCUUGUCCCGUGCGAUAGGGAAAGAUGGACAUUUAGCUAUAGCUUAUUUUCAACGGGGGACCUUGUAUCUUCAGAACAACAGCACCAUGAAGGCUAUAGCUGACCUAGAGAUGGCCCGUACCUUAUUUCGAGGAAACACAUAUAUAUACUAUAAACCACUUGGUCUAUACACUACACUAAGCAGCUUCCAGAUUCUACAAAAUCUUGCCCUGGCUUAUGUAAACGCUGAAAGAUUGGAAGAUGCUCGGAGAUCACUGACUGAAGCUCUUCACAACGCCGACGAUCUUCAAAGGAAAAGUAUCACUGCAUCACUGGAAAGAAUUAAUGAUUCUCGCACAGAUCUCAUCCCAGUGACGCAGCUGUCAGUAGAUAAAGUAUUUACCCCGCCCAAAUCUGUCACCCAGAACCUUGAGAAAAAAGGUAUCGUUAGGAAAGCUAAAGUAGUAUCUGCUUCCAAUACAGACGACAGAAGUGCAGCUUUCCACGGUUCGAAAAGGGUGCGAGAGUUAAAGCAACUGCCGAUACCGCCGACGAGCCCAUUCAACCCGCUUAAGCGUUUUGUAAAGAAUCGACCGCCACUAAAUCACAGCAUCUCGGGCCUAAACGAACUAGCUGCAACCAAAGGGAUGAAAUCGAUCAAAUCCACGAGUGACCUCCGUGCAGACGACACUGUCAGAAGUAGUAGUCCAGUUAUAAGCUGGAUAAGACGUCUGUUUCAGAAAAUAACUCAUAGCUCGGCAGACAAAAAUACCAGUCCUGGUAUAAAAUCUGGUCAAUUGACUGGACAAUUGAGGCCGGCUGAAAGCAACACUGGAAAGAGUUCAGUGCGUACUGUCUUCGCGGGAGAAAGAGAGCUUUUAAAUAAUAAACAAAAGUGUCAAAUGAGCGUGCCGCCAUGUGACGACGAGAUGCAGGUUUUAGUGAUGAGAGGAAGUGGGUCUACCGGAGAUUUAAGUAAACUUGACAUGUUAUCGUCUAAACGUGAUAGCGAAGGAGAUUUACCACAGCCUUCGCAUAUCAGAUCUAAGAGCGCGUUGUACGAAAAUGUGAAUUUUGAUUCAAAUCACCAUAGAUAUUCUCUUGGGUCUGUCUUUGGUGACUACCUCACCAUUGUCGGCCGGAGUCCAUCGUGGUCUUGUGACGUCCUGACGGCUGUCGCCACACUGAUAGACGUAAUCAACGUAGAGCAUGAUCAAGAAUCAGUAAUCAUAGAUAGUAAAGGUUCUCCCGGUGAAAUCGAAAGCGACAACCCUGUUACGUUUAACAUUAACACCAUUCCAGAUAAUGAUGCUGGUGCAGAGACAUCAAAAACAAACGCCAGUGACAAAGCGAAAGAGGACAAAACGUCGUCGGCUACCAGAAAAUCUCGUCCACCUCCCCCUUCGUACCCUCCACCUCCUCUGCCUCCUCUGCCUCCAAAAUUUGAAAUUUAUGUAUAAUGAUUUUUUACCAAUCAUUGCUGCAUUAUUAAAGUAUUAGCCUAAUAUUUUAUAUAUAUGUGCGUGUGAUAAUUUGUUUUACAAAAGAUUUUUGAUCUGCUGGCAGACUUAUUUCUAAAUAAAUGUCUUAAACUUG
Mercenaria mercenaria is the source of this 2123-nucleotide messenger RNA. RefSeq lists its product as uncharacterized. Lineage: Eukaryota; Metazoa; Mollusca; Bivalvia; Venerida; Veneridae. The coding region runs from base 362 to 1987 and encodes 541 amino acids. The record is from RefSeq and is a predicted model, not a curated record. Gene Ontology annotation, molecular function: protein binding. The transcript has 6 exons.